Messenger RNA from Austrofundulus limnaeus, 2880 nucleotides. Its product is annotated as transcriptional repressor protein YY1. Bases 797 to 1933 code for a protein of 378 amino acids. The record is from RefSeq and is a predicted model, not a curated record. Gene Ontology annotation, biological process: regulation of transcription by RNA polymerase II. Gene Ontology annotation, molecular function: DNA-binding transcription factor activity, RNA polymerase II-specific; RNA polymerase II cis-regulatory region sequence-specific DNA binding. The transcript has 5 exons. Gene Ontology annotation, cellular component: PcG protein complex; transcription regulator complex; chromatin. Lineage: Eukaryota; Metazoa; Chordata; Actinopteri; Cyprinodontiformes; Rivulidae.
UCAAGUCAAGUCAAGUCAUCUUUAUUUAUAGAGCACAGUUAAAACAGAUAAACUGCUAUCAAGGUGCUUUUACAACAGACAGAACAAGAUAUAACAGCAAUAAAUAUAUCAAAAGGUAGAAUAACUGAAUUUCAAAGAAAACAACAGAGCAAAAUACACUUGGUCAGCUCACCCAGUAUUAAACACAAGAGAGAACAGAUGAGUUUUUAGGAGUGAUUUAAACAUGUGAACGGAGGUGGCCAGCCUAAUGUUGAGGGGUAGGUUGUUCCAAAGUUUGGGGCCGAUGACUGAAAACGCCCGAUCUCCUCGGAGCUUCAGUCUUGUUUUUGGAACCUCCAGGAGCAUCUGAUUAGAUGAUCUCAGAGCCCGAGAGGGAACAUAUGGUAAUAGCAUAUUAAAUAUAACAUAUAAUAGCUAGGCAAUUGUCAAAUAAUUUAAUAGACUUCCUUAUAUUUUAGUCACAGACUUUCUAGGCACACCUGGCUCGUGUGAAAAUGAGUACUUUUAAGUGAAAGUGUUUAAAAUGCCUAUGUCCACAAAGUGUUUUGAACUCUCGCGGGAACMUCCGGGACCACAGAUGCGUUGUUGUAUUGAGUUCAACGGAAUCUCGCGAUAGUUGGAUGAGAGCACCAGUGGUGACGAGAAGUGGUGUGGGACGGGAGAGUUGUCGAAGAACAAGGAGACGAGACGGAGCAGAGCAGUAGGGGGUGUGUGCAAGAGUGUGUUUUUGUGAGGUCCAGGAAAACCAGUAGCAUAACACGGUGUGAAUGAGACAGGCAAACUGGCGAAUUUCAACAUGGCAUCCGGAGAUACUCUGUACAUUGAGACAGACGGCUCGGAGAUGCCCGCCGAGAUCGUGGAGCUCCACGAAAUCGAGGUAGAGACGAUACCGGUGGAGACUAUCGAGACCACGGUUGUCGGCGAGGAUGAUGACGAUGAAGACGAAGACGACGACGACGAUGAAGACGACGACGGGCAGCCCAUGAUCGCGCUCCAGCCCCUGGUAACAGACGACCCCAGCUCGAUCCACCACCACCAGGAGGUAAUUCUGGUCCAGACUCGGGAGGAGGUGGUCGGUGGGGAUGAUUCGGAUCUGCAUACGGACGACGGUGGCGGAUUCGAGGACCAGAUUCUCAUCCCGGUGCCAGCUCCGGGUGUUGAGGACGAGUACAUCGAGCAGACUUUAGUGACUGUGGCCGGGAAGAGCUCCGUAGGUCGGGUGAAACGAGGCGGCGGCACUGGUGGAAAGAAAGCGGGCAAAAAGAGCUAUUUAAGCGGCGCAGAGGCCGGUGGAAGAAAAUGGGAACAGAAGCAGGUGCAAAUAAAGACUCUGGAAGGAGAAUUUUCCGUUACAAUGUGGGCAUCGGGUGACGAUAAAGACAUUGACCAUGAAUCAGUGGUGGAGGAGCAGAUCGUUGGGGAGAACUCGCCGCCGGAUUACUCCGAGUACAUGACGGGGAAGAAGCUGCCCCCUGGGGGCAUCCCUGGGAUCGACCUGUCGGACCCUAAACAGCUGGCUGAGUUUGCCAGAAUGAAGCCCAGGAAGGUCAAAGAAGAUGAUGCUCCCCGGACGAUAGCCUGUCCUCAUAAAGGCUGCACAAAGAUGUUCAGGGAUAACUCGGCCAUGAGGAAGCAUCUCCACACCCACGGGCCUCGUGUGCACGUCUGCGCAGAGUGCGGCAAGGCCUUCGUGGAGAGCUCCAAACUCAAGCGCCACCAACUCGUUCACACAGGGGAGAAACCCUUCCAGUGUACCUUUGAAGGCUGCGGGAAAAGGUUUUCUUUGGACUUCAACCUGCGCACACACGUGAGGAUCCACACUGGAGACCGACCAUACGUCUGCCCCUUUGACGGCUGCAAUAAGAAGUUCGCCCAGUCCACCAACCUAAAGUCUCACAUCCUCACACACGCCAAAGCCAAGAACAACCAAUGAGAACCCGUUUGUCGACAUCAAGCUACGAAAACGACAACAAAAACAAACACACAAGCGUUCUACUGGCACACGUGAAACCUCUUUUGAAGACGUAAUGAAAAGCUUGAGACUUUUUGAUUUCUAGAGAAAAUCUGACAGAUUAAAAGACACAAAGACACUGAAAUCCAACUGGUUUUUCCUGAGCCCCCCCCACACCUCUUCUGCUGUCGUUUUGGAUGAGGAUCACGUUGAAACCCCCUUCCAACCCCUUUAAAAAAGACACGGCCAGCAGUUCUUUCUUUAUUGACACUUUGGUACUAGAAGAUGGAAUUCAUGGAUGAAUAUUAGAGAUUUAUUUUUACCUGAGAAAUCAGACAGACGGUGGUAUAUAUGAGUUUUAAUUUUUGCUUUUAUUUCCCUUCAAGUGUGCAUAUUGUACACGUGUCUCAGGCUGUGUUUAGAAUGUGUUUUUUUUUUUUUUUCAUUUUCUCCUGCAACAUAGAAUCAUACCCUUAAAACGGAGGAGAAAAAAAGGCCUCUGUCAGCUUGAUUCACACAUUCUAGCGAUUUUAAAAAGCAACUGUGUUUGCCUCUCUGCACCUCCCUUCAGUUGUGUUUUUUUUCCCCCUUCUAACCACAAAAUAACCUUGUAUACUUGUAUUGUAUGGCUGUAUUAAAAUAAAGUAGACAUAGAGGUGUGAUUUAAAGUGUUAACCAGUUAAACCUUUAGUCAUGAGUUGCUUUAUAUUUUAUAUUAACUGUCUUUAACACAGAUGAUUGAGUAAUAUAAACGUCCUCGGAGCCAGCUGAAGCGUCCGAAGUGUACAUUGAAAUGACUGCGAGACCAUCACUUCUUUGUUAGAAUGUAAUGUAAAGAAGUCAACCAUUAACUUCUUUUUGUUGCUAUUUACACCCAUGUAUCUCAACUGCCCACAAUAAAAUGGGUCAUUCCAACUCUGUCAAAUGAG